Messenger RNA from Triticum aestivum (bread wheat), 1631 nucleotides. Its product is annotated as putative B3 domain-containing protein Os06g0632500. The transcript is spliced from 6 exons. NCBI's taxonomy places the organism in Eukaryota, Viridiplantae, Streptophyta, Magnoliopsida, Poales, Poaceae. The record is from RefSeq and is a predicted model, not a curated record. Gene Ontology annotation, molecular function: DNA binding. Bases 118 to 1284 code for a protein of 388 amino acids.
CCUACCGCCACGUGACUAUCUGCAGUCUCUGUCUGCACAAGCACUGAACUGAACCGCAGCGACCAGCCAAGCAGCGCAUUCAUUGCGAUAUCACCGUCAGCACGUCACCGCCAGAGCAUGGCGCUCUCCGUCCGCCGCCAACCACGGUACAAGUUCGCCGCGCCGGUGCUGUCGCCGAGCUGCCUCCAGAAGCUGUGCGUUCCCUGGGAGUUCGCGGCGCGGCUCGCGGCCGGCGCCGGGGACGUGCACGUGGUGGACCUGCUUGGCAAGCCCCGGCGCGUGGAGCUGUGCGUGCGGCCGCGACCGGACGGCGGGGUGGCGUGCUGGCUGGGCGCCGGCUGGCCGGAGAUCGUCAGGAAGAACGGCAUCGGCGAAGGGUGGUCCGUGGUGCUGCGGCGCGAGCGCCGCGGGAUGGCCACCCUGACCGCCUUCGACCCGGCCUGCUGCCUCGUGCGCCUCUGCGCUCCUCCCGCAGGUGUGACGUCCAAGACCAGGCCUCGGCUCAUCAAGUUGCUUCGACCGGAUGAUUGGGAGAAGAUGACAAUCCCUGAUGAGUUUGUGCAGCAGCACUUGAUUGGGCUUGAGAGUUGCCCAAGCAGCCAAAAAGCCUUGAUCAUUGGCCCUACCGGGAAGUUAUGGCCAGUCGAGCUAGAUCAACGUCAAUCGGACGUGCUGUAUGGUGAAGUUUGGGCAGAGUUUCUGACGGCGCAUGAUCUCUCUCAAGGGAACAUCCUGCUGUUCCGGUAUGAAGUUAACAUGUCGUUUUCGGUUCAGGUCUUCCUGCCGAAUGGGUGUAUGAAGGAGUACCCUUACCUAGCUGAUGAGGCAGAUGGACCAAGCACUGCGCUCCCACAAAGUGCCAAGCAGCUUGUAGCUGCAACUGUCAGCAAGAAAAGGAAGUACAACAGACAAGUGGUUUCCGCAAUUCCUGCACCGGUUCCUGCAAUUAAAGCUAAGAAGGUCGAGUCGCAGAGCAAACCUGCCGGCGUUCUGCGAGGGCACUCAUUUACGAAGCAGAUCACCAGCUCUUCACUUACCAAAUUAUUUGCUGUGAAACGGACCUUUUGCUCAUCAAUUGGUCUCGUAGGAGCAUGUACAAUCGAGCUUAAAACAUCCAUGGAGAGCACAAGAUCUUGGCCAGUAGCUUUCAACAUCGCCAACACCUACGGCUACCUAACUGGGAAAGGCUGGAAAAGGUUUUGCCGAGACAACGAGGUAGAAGAAGGCGAUCGCUGCACCUUCAAGGUCGUCGAGAAAAUGGUCUGGCAUGUUGUUAUCAACUGAUCUUCUGAUCAUGCCCAACUAGUGCGAGCAAAACAUCGUGCCAGUAUUUUGCCUACCAAUGCCAAUGUCACUUGCCAAUGACAGUUCUUGGUUAGUGAUUUGCCAUGUGAAAGCUUGGUAUUUGGGUAGUACUAGUUCAGUAGACAAGUUAGUCUAUGUUUAGGUCACUGUGACAUCUGUGUUUGUUGAACGCUAGUAGAUUAGUGUAUGUAUUUAGCUUAUUACGUGCUCCAGUGGAUAAGUUAGCCUAUGUUUUGGUCACUGAAACAUCACUGCUUGUUGAAUGCUGGUAGAUUAUGGACCGCAUUGUCAGUACAUGUAUAUCCAACAUAACUAUUUCCUGUGCA